AUGAUACCGACUAAAAAAUGUAUUGUUAUUACGAUUUCCAACAGUCCUUUGGUGCAAGUAACAUCAUCAUCGUCAAUAACUUCAACAUUAACAUGUGGGACAUUCCAACAAAAGAUUCAGAAUAAAAAAACCGUGGCAAACAGUGAUCCUCAUGGAGCUGUAUGCAAUACUAUAUUAAUUGAUAACAAACCGUAUAAAUUGGUUAAGGAUCCAGGGCCAUCAGGGCCGGUGGGAGCAGUUUUUAUGCAAACUAUACCCAUUAGUCCUUUGGUGCAAGGAACAGCAUCGUCGUCAAAUAAUUCAACAUCAACAAUAACAACAUGUCAAUCAGUUAAUGGGCCAUCAGAUCAAAUGAGAGCCACAGACAAUGAUACUUUUAUAUCACCACCAACUGUUAUUAUCAGAUGCGACGAGAGACAUUGCAACAAAUCUGCAACAAUAACUUGUAAAUGUAGAAAGGUGAACUACUGUUCUCAUAGCUGCAGAGAAUGGCACUGGGUUGUUCAUUAUACUGACUGUGAAGAAAGGCUGACUCGACCCUAA
Macrosiphum euphorbiae (potato aphid) is the source of this 543-nucleotide messenger RNA. The record is from the annotation of a GenBank genome assembly. NCBI's taxonomy places the organism in Eukaryota, Metazoa, Arthropoda, Insecta, Hemiptera, Aphididae.